Messenger RNA from Abrus precatorius (Indian licorice), 1786 nucleotides. Its product is annotated as phytoene synthase 2, chloroplastic-like. NCBI's taxonomy places the organism in Eukaryota, Viridiplantae, Streptophyta, Magnoliopsida, Fabales, Fabaceae. Gene Ontology annotation, biological process: carotenoid biosynthetic process. The record is from RefSeq and is a predicted model, not a curated record. Bases 244 to 1449 code for a protein of 401 amino acids. Gene Ontology annotation, molecular function: geranylgeranyl diphosphate synthase activity. The transcript is spliced from 5 exons.
GUGUUAGCCAUAGUACAUCUGAUAGAGAAGCCUUUCAAUCACAAGUUUCUCUAUAUCUUUGGGAAGCAUCCAGAAAAGGAAAAUGGGCAAGUUCUAAAAUUUGUUACAACCUCAGAAGGCCCCAUAUUUUUACUACACCAACUAUAAUCUCAAAGAUACUUACCUUUCUCUUCCUCUUUCUUCAUUGAGUCCAUUUCACUUCAGGAGGCAUUCCAAGCUGCACCAAAAACCGUGUUGCUUGAGAUGUCUAGUGUUGUUCUUUGGGUUAGUUGUGGAGCCAUAGAGAACGUGAACUCCUUGGUGGGUCUUGCAUGGAGUAGUAGUAGUUGUAGUGCAAGAACCCAAAGGAGGUUCAAACCUUGCUAUAGAAUCAGCUUUGCAAGUGGGGCUUCUGCUUUUUCCAGUGCAGUGGUAGCAGAACCUUCAAGAUCCUCAGUGGAGAGGGUCUAUGAAGUGGUGCUGAGACAAGCAGCACUUGUAAAAGAACAAAGCAAGAGAGCUCUGGAUUUGGACAAGCCCAUUGAAGAUGACUUCGCCAAUUCCAAUGGGGAUCUAUUGAAUGCUGCUUAUGAUCGGUGUGGGGAAGUUUGUGCUGAGUAUGCCAAGACAUUUUACCUGGGCACACAAUUGAUGACCCCGGAGCGCCGAAAAGCCAUUUGGGCAAUUUAUGUGUGGUGCAGAAGAACUGAUGAGCUAGUGGAUGGCCCAAACGCUUCACACAUCACUCCCAUGGCCUUGGACAGGUGGGAGCAACGAUUAACUGAUGUUUUUGAAGGUCGACCCUAUGAUAUGUAUGAUGCUGCUCUCUCACAUACUGUUUCAAAAUACCCAGUUGAUAUACAGCCGUUCAAGGACAUGAUAGAAGGGAUGAGGAUGGACCUGGGAAAGUCAAGAUACAAUAACUUCGAUGAGCUCUACCUUUACUGCUACUAUGUUGCUGGGACAGUAGGUCUCAUGAGUGUUCCAGUAAUGGGGAUAGCACCAGAAUCAAAGGCUUCAACAGAGAGCAUUUAUAAUGCUGCAUUGGCAUUAGGCAUUGCAAAUCAACUUACCAACAUACUCAGAGAUGUUGGAGAAGAUGCUAGGAGAGGAAGAGUGUAUCUCCCACAAGAUGAAUUGGCACAAGCUGGCCUUUCAGAUGAUGACAUAUUUCAUGGGAAAGUUACAGAUAAAUGGAGAAAAUUCAUGAAGGGACAAAUAAAGAGGGCAAGGAUGUUUUUUGAUGAGGCAGAGAAAGGAGUUGCAGAGCUCAACUCAGCUAGCAGGUGGCCUGUAUGGGCAUCAUUGUUGUUGUAUAGACAAAUAUUAGAUGCUAUUGAAGCCAAUGAUUAUAAUAACUUUACAAAAAGGGCUUAUGUUGGGAAAGUUAAAAAGCUCUUAUCACUACCUUCUGCCUAUGGAAUUUCACUUCUAGGCCCUCAAAAGUUAGCCACAAUGGUUAGGAGAUAACUGUAAUGUGUGUACUUUUUUAGUUAGAAUUAUAUAUAUCUCAGGUAACCAACCUGUAUUGAAGAGUAAUCCAUUCAUUUAAUCAGUUUGCAAGCAAACAUUGACCCUGCUCUUUCCCUUUGUUGCCUUCACCCUUUAGGAUAUACAUGUACAAGUGGCAAUCAAUUGUAGAAUAUAUGGAAAAAAAUCAAAGAAAGGGAUAAUAUGCUUCUAUAUUAUUAUAAAAUGAGUUCUUAUUUUAGAGGUGAAAUAAUACUUUUACUUACUUUUUAGUCGUGUGUUUUUCUUAUUUUAUAAGAUAUGACUUCAAAGCUUUGCUAUUAAAUCAAUCUUUACU